CUAGAAAUAUUUUUGUUAUUGUGGCAAUACCAUCUCUCAAUCUCUAUAAAUUGCAUACACACAUAUUUUUAGUUGGCGAUGUUAGCGAUGGGUGAAGAGCUUGGGGGUGAGGGUUUGUUGUGGGACGAUGACCAAUCAUGGGAAUUUCCAAAAUUAGCAAAGUCGGCGGACAUCAGCAACUUGGCGGCCAAGGAUAAGGAAGCGCCGCCACCGCCAGAGAAGGGCAAGAAGAGGAGCGCCGCCGCAAGAGGAGAGUCGGAGCUGCAUAUUUUGACGGAGAGGGAGAGGAGGAAGAAGAUGAGAGACAUGUUCUCCAAUCUUCAUGCCUUGCUCCCUCACAUCCCUCCAAAGGCGGAGAAGUGGAGGAUAGUUGAUGAAGCAGUGAAGUACAUAAGCAAACUGCAGCAGAGUGUAGAUCAAGUGGAGAGACGAAGAGCAUUGGGAGAAGGGGAGAUUUUCAAGACAUGGAGUUUUGGAAACGUAAUCCUGAACGUGUGCGGGAGAGAUGCUCACAUGAGCGUGUGCAGCAUAAGAAAGCCGGGGGUCUUGGCCGCCGUCUGCUUUAUGGUGGAGAAGAACAAUUUGGAGCUGCUUUCUGCGCACACUGCGUCCGGCAUCUACAUGAUCCAUGCCAGGGCAUAUGAAGGGACAGAGCAGGCCUUCCCAAUUGAACAAAAUUUCAAGCAGGCAGCAGCAGAAAUAAUGAUGUGGCUUCAUUCCUAGUUAUAACUCUCAAACUCAAACUAAUUCUGUCUAAAAUUAAAUGUUUUGUUUCUUUCGGAACUUGUUUAAUUAUAAAUAUCUAUAUUAUGCUACUGAUUAGCAUGCAUAUA
Molecule: messenger RNA, 833 nt
Organism: Salvia miltiorrhiza (redroot sage)
Lineage: Eukaryota; Viridiplantae; Streptophyta; Magnoliopsida; Lamiales; Lamiaceae
Product: transcription factor bHLH95-like
Exons: 3
Coding region: 79-723 (214 amino acids)
Biological process (GO): endosperm development; regulation of DNA-templated transcription
Molecular function (GO): protein dimerization activity; DNA-binding transcription factor activity
Source: RefSeq, a predicted model, not a curated record